AUGGGUCAUGAAGGAUUCUAUAAGUUUUUGUUAGUCGCGAUGGGGAAUGUCGUGUCUGCUCUACUAAUGUAUGCACUGCAGGCAGCCUGGUUGUGUCAAAGACUCAUCGAUCAGGAUUACAGACAAAAUCAUGGUAGCAGACUGACACCCAUAGCCGACAACAAAAGAUUAAAGACGACAAAAUCAUUGGACAUAAUAUCGUCGUCGAAUCAUCCGUCGACGACGGAUUUAAUUCUAUCAAAUAAAACGAUCAAUUAUAAAUUAAAACCUUCCAGACAAAGCUCAAGAAGUAGGAGAAUAGAUUCGGAAAAAACGGAUUCGUCAAAAAGUUAUAAAUCCUCGCAAAGAGAAAGUCGAAGGCGUAAAAGGAAUUUAAUUAUGGAAAAACAAUUACCAAGUGGUAAAAAAUUAAAUUUAAGUCAUUCGUAUUUAAUGGAUAACGCGGGUGAUACGACUACAAAUUUCGCCGCGGAAUAUCUAAGCGGUAUGGAUCAGGUAUUGGGUCUUCGAAGAGCUUUCAGCGACAUUAACCUUAGUACCAAUUGGUCGGAUAACAAAGAAAAUUAUCGUCAUUAUUUGUCUUCGGAUGAAAAUAAAGUUGGAGAAACGUUUGGGAUACCAGUGACGGAAAAAGACUUUGUUAAUUUGAUAUUCUCAAAAGGAUACGUCACUUAA
Messenger RNA from Pediculus humanus corporis (human body louse), 675 nucleotides. RefSeq lists its product as uncharacterized. The record is from RefSeq and is a predicted model, not a curated record. NCBI's taxonomy places the organism in Eukaryota, Metazoa, Arthropoda, Insecta, Psocodea, Pediculidae. Bases 1 to 675 code for a protein of 224 amino acids. The transcript has 2 exons.